This is a messenger RNA of Tuber aestivum (summer truffle), 2431 nucleotides long. The record is from the annotation of a GenBank genome assembly. Lineage: Eukaryota; Fungi; Ascomycota; Pezizomycetes; Pezizales; Tuberaceae.
AACCCUUUUAAACUGUCGCUCCUUUCGUCAUGGCCUCCCCGAGAGGCUCACCCCUGUCCGCUGUAUUUCUCAAUUCUCCGACACACGGCGGCCUUCCCCUCUCCUUGCACGAAAUCAAUGAGGACCAACCCGAUGGAGGAGCGUACAGCGUAAUAUCCUCCCGGAUGACCGAUGUUAGCGACAGUGCCUCCGACAUAAUGGGUCUCGCCGAGGCGCAAUUAUCGCAAAAUGUUUCCUCUCGCCGGUCUUCGCUUCAACCCCCUCUAGGACACGCUAAUACCCGGAUCUCCGUAAGCGAUCCACAACCCGAUGCCUUCUCGACUCGACCCAGUACGGCUGUGUCAACAUCUACGACUGCGAGAGGAUAUUCAAAUCCUCCGCCUUCUCGGAGAGGUUUAUCGUCGGUUGGGGGAAGCCAACGGGGUAGACCAUCGUCAUCCGCAUCGAGAACUCACGCCCCGUCGUUGACAAGUCACGCAUUUUACCGACCAAUGAGCUCUACAAAGCUGCAAGCGCAACGGGGGAAAGUCACGGAGGAAGACGAGGCGGAGCAGAAUCGGAUACGGGGUUUCGCGCAGGCUGCCCGGGGGGUCACCGACAAGCCUCCGGUAUUGGGGCUAUCGAUGCAUGAACCGAUCAUACAUCAACACCGAGCUAGCGAUGAUCGGGCCCAAUACGGCCAGUCAGGCUCUGGAUCUCCAACUGGCCACACCAUGCAUACGGCUCAGUCAAUAACGUCCGUUUCGCCCCUCAAUACCUCUGCUGACUCCUCCCCCGAUAACCGACAAUCCGUCGGCAAUGGUCACAGGGUUGUUGUGAACGGUUCAAGUGGUAAUCAACUACCAAAGCUGGAUAACUCAAGUCGGGGCUCAAGUGUAGCCAAGCCGAAACAACAGCCGCAAUCCUACAGGGAAAAGAACUGGCAGCACUUCCCCGGGAAGACUGCUUUCUGUCUUGGAGGGAGAUUCCAAACAGCGCGAGACGUACCGAUGAACCUUCUGACUGCGAUAUUGGUAACAUUGCCGGCAUGUCUAUUUUGUGGCUACUCGUAAGUAUCUCUAACCCGAGUGAGAUUAUGUGAAACUAAUACCAGGACUCAGUGCGAAAUGGCUUUGGAAACACGUUUCACCGGCGCUGCCGGUGACGUUCGGUUAUCUGUAUCUCUUGUGUAUGAUGUCAUUUCUCAAGGCAGCUGUAUCAGAUCCCGGUGUUGGUCCCACCUGUCAUUUAAUCCGUUUGGUAUCUGCUAAUAUCCGGCAGAUAUACCCACGAAAUGUUCAUCCUCUCGAAGCAGACGAUGUAGAUGAUGCCCUAGCUGUGCCUCCGCUCAAUGAUUGGGCACUAAUUAAACCGCCAAAGCCAAGUCAAGUGCAUCUAGAAGUCCCUAUCAAAUACUGCCGGACCUGUCGGAUUUGGCGCCCUCCUCGCUGUCAUCAUUGUCGUAUAUGCGAUAACUGCAUAGAAACUCAAGAUCACCACUGUGUCUGGCUUAACAACUGUGUUGGACGCCGCAACUACCGGUAUUUUUUCGCAUUUGUCUCAACUGCUACCAUGUUGGCAUUUUAUCUCCUAGCGUUAUCUCUCGUACAUCUCCACGAGUGGAAAAAACAGACGAAUCAUUCAUUCUCCGAUGCAAUAAGGGAGUGGCAGAUUCCCUUUGGGAUGAUUAUAUAUGGCGCUCUCGCGGCACCUUAUCCUUUAGCAUUGCUCGGAUACCAUGUAUUUCUGAUGACAAGAGGAGAGACAACGAGGGAAUUUCUCCACGGCCACAAGUUUGUUAGAAGUGAGCGACAUAGACCAUUUGCACAAAUACACGCAAUUUACAAUUUUGUCGUAGUAUUAUGCAGACCUCGACCUCCGACGUAUGUUAUCCACCUCCCUCCGGAGAUUAGAGGCGAAGUAGCUAACGAGAAACAGAUACAUUCAGCUCAAGAGUGUUUACCACAUUGGCGACCAGCGUUUUGAGCAACAGGAACAGCAGCAGCUAAGCGCAAACAUAGGCGAAUCUGGGGAUAGAGCAGAUGAACCGGUUCCAGUAGCGGAACAGCGAACACUAAAUUCUUAAAUUUAAUUUCCCACACUCACUUUACUCAAGCUCUUUUCGCCUUUUCCCUUCCUGAUGGCUCAAUUUUAACAUUGUAAUGUCUUUAGUUUCCUUUACAUCUACAUUUCGUACAUUUGCAGCUCACGCAUUUCAACUUUUCUGCUUUCAUAUUUUUUCUUGCUGGAUGUCACUGAAGGGUCUGAUACUACAUCGCUUUUCUUACUUUUUUUCCUUCUUUCGCAUUAAAUUUGUUGGGGCGGUUGGUGGCUGGAGGGAUGGGACGGGAGGUGAAUAGGUGGGGAUCUAUCUGUAUUUGUAUAACUGACUUUGAAGUGUAGUAUAUUGCAUCUAUAGCUUGAAUGCUAGCCAAAACAUCUAAUUUGCUGU